GAGUCGCAGAGGGGGCCGGACGUCUUGCUACAAGUUUUGCUAAAAUAAUUCCAAGGAAACGAAACAACGGCAGGGUCAAAGUGCGAUGAAUCUCAUUCAAUGAUUACAUUGUUAUAAAAAUUGUAAGGUGUUUCAAGUAUCCUUCGCCAUGGCGCCUUCACUGUUUAGUUACGAAACCCUAGUGCAUGCGAUUGCAGGAGCUACAGGCAGUGUAGUUGGAAUGGCUGUGUUUUAUCCAUUGGAUACUUUGAGAUCAAGAAUACAAGUUGAAGAUUCCAAUAAACUGCAAGGAUCAUCUAUUGAACUUCUGUUAAAAUUAGCAAGUGAAGAAGGAUUGGAGUCCUUGUAUCGUGGUUUGGCACCUGUUCUACAGUCACUCUCUGUAUCCAAUUUUGUAUAUUUUUAUACAUUCCAUGGUUUACGUCGAAUGUCGUCGAAAGAUACAUCUGCUUUAAAAGACUUGAUGUUUGGAAUAAUUGCUGGAAGCAUUAAUGUACUUCUCACUUCACCAUUGUGGGUUGUUAACACUAGAAUGAAGCUGGAAAAGUCAACCUACAAUAGCUUGACAGAAGGGCUUAUAGAUCUAUUUAAAAAGGAAGGCGCACGCGGUUUGUGGUCUGGUACAGUGCCAUCCCUGUUAUUAGUUUCGAACCCAGCAAUUCAGUUCAUGGUUUACGAGGCGUUAAAAAGACAAUUAAUAUCUAAAGGUCUAUUUGAUACAUUUUCUGCAUUUCUAAUAGGAGCUGUUGCAAAAGCUGUAGCAACCACUCUAACCUAUCCACUCCAGUUGGUACAAUCAAGGCUUCGUGCUGGUACUAGUUUAAAGCCCUUGUUUAGGGACGUCAAAUCGAAGCCAUCGGUGGCAUUCCGUGGUUUAGAAGCAAAAUUAUUGCAGACAAUUAUGACGGCUGCUCUCAUGUUCAUUAUUUACGAAAAACUAGUCCGUUUGGUGUUAACAAUAAUGAGAGUACGGAUGGCUAGGCAUUGAAUUGUUUCCUGAAAUUUACAUCAAACAAACCAAAACCAGUUUUGUUGCAAUGUUGCGAUAUGAACAAGGUCGUAUCUCAAUCUUGCAUGGAUUUAAAUAAAUCAAGGUUUCUAAAAACUUAAUCUUUGGUGGCUUUGGACUCAAUUAUGCCAAUUAAACAAUAUGUUGUGAUUUUAUAUUAAGUACUCAAUUAGAGCUCUUCACCACGGCACGUUUUUGCCGUGAAAAUCUAGCAAUUAGGUACACCACGGCGAUGAAUUUUGUAUGGGUAAUUAUAAAAAAACGUGCCGUAUACAAGACGCCUUAUUGUCACAAAAAGGAACUGGUCUAUAGUUUUAAGUGUCAUAAGCAUAUGCCAAAUUCUUGCUUUAUUAGGCAAUUUUUUUAUAUCGGUAUAUGAAUAUAAUUUAUACAGAGUGACGUAAUAUGGCUGCGUGUAAUCACAUGAUUACCAUCCAGUCAGGUAGGUAUUACAAAUACGCAGAUCCAGUGACCUUGACUGUUUGAACAUAAGUAUUAAGUCAAGGUUGUUAAGAUAAACAGUUAAGUGUGUAUAAUUUUGUUAUUGAUAGAGAAUUAGCAAUAUUGCUAAAAGUCCCUGAUAAGGAAACCUAUAGUCUGCACUGGAAUCAGGCAGACUUAUUGAAGUAGUUUCCUUAAGAUAAAAUAUUAUGUUUAAGCUUAACUAUCAUGUACAAAGUCCAACUGUACCGGAACCGGAUGGCAAGACAAAUUCUUCGUACAAUAUAAGCGUGAUCUAUACCUGCACCCUUUGUAAAGUUACCCUAUCGUACAAGUCAAAUGUCUUGACGAGCUAGGCCUGGCCCCAAACCAAACGCAUUAAAUAAAAAUGUACCGACAGUCAAGAAAGAGAAAAAUAUGUUGCUGUUAAAGUACAUUAACAACUGUGUAAUAAGUGAUUUAUGCCCGUUUUGACCAACAAUCUCUUAAUCUAAGUGCCACUUAGAAUAAGGGUUCUCCCAAUUUUGACAUAAAUAACUAUGUAUAAGGGACACCUAAACUUUGGUGAAAACGAAAUUCUUAUUAAGUGUUCCGUAAAUGCUCUUAGGGGAUCCCUAAAUUUAGGUAUUUGUUGGUGAAAAUGGGCAUUAAAGUAUUCUAUUAAUUUGCUACUACCGCAUUUGAGCUAAUAGUAAAUAAGCAAACUUAAAGCCAAGCAAGUAAAA
Messenger RNA from Helicoverpa zea (corn earworm), 2175 nucleotides. It is a transcript of the gene PMP34, whose product is annotated as peroxisomal membrane protein PMP34. Gene Ontology annotation, molecular function: NAD transmembrane transporter activity; FAD transmembrane transporter activity; AMP transmembrane transporter activity. Gene Ontology annotation, cellular component: mitochondrial membrane; peroxisomal membrane. The transcript has 3 exons. Gene Ontology annotation, biological process: mitochondrial transport. The record is from RefSeq and is a predicted model, not a curated record. NCBI's taxonomy places the organism in Eukaryota, Metazoa, Arthropoda, Insecta, Lepidoptera, Noctuidae. The coding region runs from base 149 to 988 and encodes 279 amino acids.